Molecule: messenger RNA, 1313 nt
Organism: Danio rerio (zebrafish)
Lineage: Eukaryota; Metazoa; Chordata; Actinopteri; Cypriniformes; Danionidae
Gene: trappc6bl
Product: trafficking protein particle complex subunit 6B, like
Biological process (GO): Golgi vesicle transport
Cellular component (GO): endoplasmic reticulum; Golgi apparatus
Source: RefSeq, marked provisional
UUUUUAUUCCACACCUGAAGAUACGUGCAAGCAGUAUGGCAGAUGACGCUCUGUUUGAGUUCCUCCACAUGGAGAUUGUUGCUCAUGUUUACAAAGAGCAGGCGACCCGUGAUGACAUUGAUAAGGAGCGAGUGACGUGUGUUUCUACUCUAGAGUUGAUGGGCUUCAGAGUUGGACAAGGACUUAUUGAAAGGUUUACAAAAGACUGCCCCACUUUCAAAGAUGACUUGGACAUAAUGAAGUUCGUAUGUAAAGACUUCUGGAGCACUAUCUUCAAAAAACAAAUCGACAACUUGAGGACCAACCAUCAGGGCACAUACGUCUUGCAGGAUAAUAAGUUUGCACUACUCACUCAGUUUUCCAGUGGAAAGCAAUACCUUGAAGAGGCCCCUAAAUAUUUGGCCUUUUCCUGCGGGAUGAUUCGAGGAGCUCUUUCUAACCUGGGUCUGGAGAGUGUGGUCACUGCUGAGGUUUCUCUAAUGCCAUCAUGCAAGUUCCAGGUUGUUGUUCAGAAACUGUAGGAUGGAGAAGAAGAGAAAUGAACUUUUAUAUGUGAAUGUGAGUUAGAUGAACCUAUAUUCGACAUGUUUACAACAUUUGUUUUUCAUAUAAUGCGGUUUCGAGUCAUAUUUUGGUGAGACUGUUUCAUAAUUCCUCUAAAUAUUUCGCUCCACCAGAUGGAUUUGGAAAUAUAUUGAUUGUCAUAAAUUCUACCUCAAGAGCAGACUGGAUUAUUGUAACAAUCAUGGAAAUAUAUUUUCACUAACAUGACAUUUCAUAACCUAAUAUUUUAAUACGAUACAACAUCAGGUCACGUAACUUAUUUUGGCCACUUUUAUACCUCUUUGGCGAAUAAGAUAUUAAAAAUGUUUAAAUUAGUUUUGUCCUGCAUUUUUAUUCUAAAUGUAAUUUAUUUCUCAAAAUUUGGGACUGUUAGUAUGCACGGUUAUCUUUAAAAGCCAUAAUUUAAUAAUAAAAGAUCUGAUUCAUUAAUUGAGAAAUAAAGAAAAUCGUAUGGAAUGAUGUGAGUGGUUGCUGAAGAAACAACUUUUGGGUUUGCUAGUUCAAUGACAACAAACAGAUUCUUGAUUUCACCAGUAGAGGGCAGUCUUCAUCAGUCAGAUGAAAGCUUAAUACAAUAACAUGCUUUCAUAAAAGUUUCCUUUGUAUGAUCUUGUACAAGCUUCUUGCACUUAAGUUAGUCUUUACUGGUACAGUCUUUGGUACAGUUGUGUUGUGUAGAGCGUGUUUUUGUCAUCAAAUGCUCAAUAUCCAGAUGAAUUUGCAAAUCUUCAAAUAAAUGGAGGAUUAAA